GCUGAUCUAAAAAAUAAAACGCGUUUUUUCAAAUUACCGCAGCGGUGUGCAUUCAGUGUGCGUUUUAUCAAAGAAACCUCAGAGACGCAAAUUUUUCUUGAUAAGAAAAUUAUUCAAAACAGUGCGCGUGCUUUCAGAUUCGAAAGUGCUUUACUAUGUUGAUCAAACUGCAGAUGGCUACUGUUCGAUGCAUUAAACAGUAAGAGGCAUGGAACAAUUCCAUGAUAUGAGUGAUGGAAAUAUAAAUAUAAGUGAUGUCAUUGAAGUCAUCCAAACUACCGAUCCUGGGUUUGUGGAAUGUAGUGGAAAGGAGGAUCAACUGCCACUGGAAAUGAACACUGGGAGGUUAUUGCCAUAUGUUGAAAUAAUAGAACAGCCAGCAAGUAAAGCUUUACGUUUUCGCUAUGAAUGUGAAGGCAGAUCGGCUGGUAGUAUACCAGGAAUAAACAGUACACCAGAAAACAAAACAUUUCCUAGUAUAAGAAUAGUUGGAUAUAAAGGUCGAGCUGUAGUUGUAGUAUCAUGUGUAACAAAAGAUCAACCACACAGACCUCAUCCUCAUAAUCUUGUUGGAAAGGAAGCAUGUAAACGUGGUGUAUGUACAGUAGAAGUCUCAUCAGAAAAUAUGACAGUCACAUUUGCAAAUCUUGGUAUUCAAUGUGUUAAGAAAAAGGAUAUUGAAGAGGCACUUAAAAUAAGAGAGGAAAUUCGUGUAGAUCCUUUUCGAACUGGCUUCGAACACAAAAGACAACCUACUAGUAUUGAUCUAAAUGCAGUGAGAUUGUGCUUUCAAGUUUUCUUAGAAGGAGGACAAAAAGGAAAAUUCAAUGUGCCAUUACCACCAGUUGUAUCUGAACCUAUAUUUGAUAAAAAAGCAAUGUCAGAUCUUGUGAUAUGCAAGCUCAGUCACUCUAAUGCGUCGGUCGCUGGUGGUAUGGAAAUGAUUUUAUUAUGUGAGAAGGUUGCAAAGGAAGAUAUACAAAUUAGAUUUUUCGAGGAGAAGGAGGGGCAAGUGAUUUGGGAAGGAUUUGGUGAUUUUCAACCCGUUCACGUACAUAAGCAAACAGCAAUUGCAUUCAAAACACCCACAUAUCGCAUGCAGCAAGUGGAGCAACCGGUGCAAAUAUGCAUUCAACUGAAAAGACCGUCGGAUGGUGCGACGAGCGAACCAUUACCUUUUCAGAUGUUACCUCUUGGUGCAGAUGAUCCUGGUUCGUUAAGGCGAAAGCGACAAAAAUUUAAUAACAGCCCAAAUGCGCUAGUUUUGAGGCAUGUACAGACAGAAGCUGAGAAGCAUGCUGCAGCGUUAAAUCAACCGAUCCAAUACAAUUUUAAUAUCGUCAAAUCAGAAAAAAAAUCUCUGUACGGAGGCUCAGUCGGAAGUGGAGGAUCCUUUCCGUUAUAUUCUAUGGGAACCACUUCUCCACAACCGCAAUCUAGUAUGCAAACGUUGAGGCCACAAGUAUCGCCAGGUCGUGCAUCGCCGAUGGAGUACAGUCCAUACAACUCAGCACUUAUUCAAUCACAACCAUCACCGCAAUAUCAAUCAACAAGCAGUCAUAUCGUACAACAACCAUCAACCGGAACGUAUGCACAACAACAAUUUCCAUAUGUACAUGACAUAUUACAAGUACACCCGCAAGAACAAUUAGUGUUAAACAGAGUUACAUCAAACUAUCACGAAGAAUUUCAAUCGUUGGACAAUGCUGCAGGUGGAGUGGAAGGGGCAGAUGUCACAAGUGUUUUAGAUAUGGACAGUCGACAGUACAGUUUUGAUUUAAGUUUUAAUCAACUUGAUUCGACAGAACUCGCCGCUUUUGAUACCGCUCUUUCUGAAAAUUUAUCCAGUGGAUUAUCCAUUUCAGAUUCUACCAAGCCGGAAACGAACAAAGAGACAAACACAGGAUCAAGCAACAUCGAAGAAAGUAAUAACAUGACCGAUAGUUUUACAAGAAUUACUAAUAACACUAUUCAGGAACUGUGCACUUUAAAUAAUAUGUAUAAACCAACGCGGGAAGUUAACGACUGAAACAGCUGAAUAUUUUAUUGAUAUUGAUAUUGAUAACAUUGUAAAAAACAUGUUAUAUAAACAUUCUCUAAACAAAAAUUUCUUUGCAUGAAUACAUGUAUCAUGUAAUUAAUAUUUAAUUGGUUGUGAUUAUAUCGCAGUACAUUGCUGUACAAUCUUGUAAAAUACUUCUUUAAUCGAUAAUCAGCUUUAAACACUGCUGAUAUUUUUGUAUAAUUUUUAAAAAUCACUGUUUUCAAUAUCUUGAAUGGAAUAUUUAUCGAUUAAGUGAUAUACAAAAUGCUGUGACUGUGAUCAAAGUAUAUUGAAAUCUACAUGUUUUGACGUGCAUGCAAAGUGUCUGAAUAUGAAUUAUUGUAUAAAAUAAAACUCAUAGUUUUCAUAGAAGAAAAUACAGUGUAUUAUUGUAAUAAUAAUAUAUUGUAAGACAAUCUGCAUGCAAUAUUCGUACAAAUUAUUUAGUUAAAAUAAAUAUCCACAAACAUUAAUUUCUGUUAUAUCUCGUACGCUUAUACAAACGUUUGAUUUUUAUUCUUUACACAUUUAUGUUUACUACAAAUUUGUAAAUAUAUAUAUUUUGUAUUAGGAGUAAUAUCAGAACGUAUUGCUCUGCUCCUAACGUAUAUCCGAUUAAAAAAUUUUCAAUAAUACAUGUUCCGUCCAGGUACGUUGAUUUAUAUUUAAACUCUUUUGCCUUAAAUUUUAGUAUUAUAUAACUACGGUUACAUUCUGCCGUAGAUUUUAUACAUAUAAUAUUCAUGGUGUUUUAAUUUCCCGGUAUCCGAUGUAUCAUUACCUUAAAAUCAUUAUUACAGGAAUUAUUUUAUAAAUAAACAAUAUGUAUAUAUCAGAUAUAAAUAACAUUAUACUUAAGUACAUAUGUUUACUAUAUAUACAAUUACAUCUAAGAAUACAUUAUAAUUUUACAUACAAUUAUACGUGUAAAUAAACAUAGAUAUUGGAGUUCA
Molecule: messenger RNA, 2997 nt
Organism: Bombus pyrosoma
Lineage: Eukaryota; Metazoa; Arthropoda; Insecta; Hymenoptera; Apidae
Gene: Dl
Product: embryonic polarity protein dorsal
Exons: 12
Coding region: 209-2029 (606 amino acids)
Biological process (GO): innate immune response; canonical NF-kappaB signal transduction; inflammatory response
Cellular component (GO): cytoplasm; nucleus
Molecular function (GO): DNA binding; DNA-binding transcription factor activity
Source: RefSeq, a predicted model, not a curated record